AAGCCAAUAAUAAGUGUGGCAAUGCAUCAGAGACGGCAAGGAUUUUUGUACAGUAUAUGCCAGAAAUUACAUCCAUUUCUGAUAACAAGACACUGGUUAAAGGUGACAGUGUGAGUCUGAACUGCACAGCAGAUGGUUAUCCAACACCAAACAUUACCUGGACAAAAGUUUCUGACAACAGUCCUGUGUCCUUCCCUUUGACAAUCACCGGUAAAGAGAACGAGGGGCUGUACAGAUGUACUGCAGACAAUGGUAUUGGAAGUACCGUGACUGAAGAUGUCACUAUCACUGUGCAUUUCCCGACAUCAAUUGAACCUUUGAAGAACAAGACUGACGUAAAAAAUGGUGGAAAUGUCACUCUGUACUGUAAUGUAUCUGGGACACCAACUCCACAUGUUUCUUGGACUCAUGUCAGCACAGAUAAGAAAUGGUUCAGUAAAACAUGGGUUAUACUUAACGUCAAGGUAGGCGACCUUGGAAAGUACAAAUGUGAAGCAAGUAACCCCUAUGGAAAUGCCACUGAAACGACUUUUAUAUUUUUUCCAGGUGGAUUGUGUGCGGAAAGAUGUUCUGGUGGGAAAUCCUGUCGUCAGUUUGGACAAUAUCUCUGUCUUUGUGAAAAGGGAAAGACAGGAAGAAAUUGUGAAGAACAGGGUAUGUUAUCUAAAUUCUUUAGUUCUUAUGGAGUUUUUAUUGAAUUCAAAUGCUCACAAAACUGAUACACAAGUUUAUUCAUGUAUGUUUGACAGU
This is a messenger RNA of Orbicella faveolata, 750 nucleotides long. Its product is annotated as hemicentin-1-like. Gene Ontology annotation, cellular component: plasma membrane; cell-cell junction. The record is from RefSeq and is a predicted model, not a curated record. Gene Ontology annotation, molecular function: cell adhesion molecule binding. Gene Ontology annotation, biological process: cell-cell adhesion. Lineage: Eukaryota; Metazoa; Cnidaria; Anthozoa; Scleractinia; Merulinidae.